AUUUAUCUGAACUUCCGAGAAAUUUGAAUGGUAUAUCUACGUAAACAAUAAUAACAUGACUAGACAUCGACAUUAAUGAAAAAUUCAACAAAUUACGCCUUUAUUCGUGACAAAAUCCAACUACAACACAAAUAGUGCACAUACAAAUAAACCGGGAUUAAAACAAAACACACGUCAGCAAGUUAAAAACACAACCGGUAAUUCCCAAUUAACCUGUAAUUCGAAACGUACAUCCAAUUACUUAAAAAAUAAAACCUCUCCAAGAAACCCAUUCGACUCGUCGACGCACGUCGCAAACGAUAAAAAUCGGUCGCGCCGCACAAAACCGCAAAUUCAACAAAACAAAACUGCAACCGUAAAAGCCCGGUGUGUGCCCGUUCCUGUUUCGAAUCAGUCAACAACUGAAAAUGAAUACGGUGCACGCUGGCUACUUCGACGAAUCAUGUCCGAAUCUGCCGGACUUCUAUAACAGGAUCAAAGUCGACGAGGUACUGCUGGACACCAAAUCCGAUUAUCAGACUGUCGUCGUGUUCAAGACGAAAAAACACGGCAACGUGCUGGUGCUGGACGGGGCCAUCCAGUGCACCGAGUUCGACGAGUUCUCGUACCAGGAGAUGAUCUCCUUCCUCCCCCUCAACGCCCACGCCAACCCGCAGAGGGUGCUGAUAGUGGGCGGCGGCGACGGCGGUGUGGCACGUGAGGUCUCCAAGCACCCGCUCGUCAAGGACGUGUGGCAGGUGGAGAUCGACCAGAAGGUGAUAGACGUCAGCAAACAGUACCUGCCCAACAUGGCCGUCGGCUUCGAGUCGCCCAAACUCAACCUCUUAGUCUGCGACGGCUUCGACUACAUGAAGAACCACCAGAACGAGUUCGACGUCAUCAUCACCGACUCCUCAGACCCCAUAGGACCGGCCGAAAGUCUCUUCUCCGAGGAGUACUUCGAGCUGCUCAAACGGGCCCUCAAACCCAACGGCAUCAUUUGCUCGCAAGGAGGUACGGUGUGGUGUUGCCUUGACUACAUCAAAAAGACCUUGGACUGCUGCAGGAAGCACUUCAAAAACGUCAGUUACGCCAGAUGUUCAGUACCCACGUAUCCAAAUGGAGAAAUCGGUUUCGUGAUAGCCACCGACGAUGUCACCUUAGAUCUGUCCAAACCUAAAUACGUAUUCACCGAGGAGCAACUGGAUGAGCUCAAGCUGAGGUACUACACCCCAGAAAUACACACUGCAUCGUUUGUCCUGCCCAACUUUGUCAGGAAGGCUUUAAAUAUUCCAAGAUGAAUGCGUUGAUAAGCUUACUUAUGUUGUCUGAAUAAAUUUUAUCUCAUU
Aethina tumida (small hive beetle) is the source of this 1328-nucleotide messenger RNA. RefSeq names its product spermidine synthase. Gene Ontology annotation, biological process: spermidine biosynthetic process. The transcript is spliced from 3 exons. The record is from RefSeq and is a predicted model, not a curated record. Gene Ontology annotation, cellular component: cytosol. The coding region runs from base 408 to 1280 and encodes 290 amino acids. NCBI's taxonomy places the organism in Eukaryota, Metazoa, Arthropoda, Insecta, Coleoptera, Nitidulidae. Gene Ontology annotation, molecular function: spermidine synthase activity.